CAGGGGCGCGGACACCACAUGAAACUCUCUUACCACGUCUUACCACUUUAAAACAGCAUCUCAACAGACCCUAUCCCUGAGACAUCUCUCGAACUUAAACAAGAAACAGAGAUGGAUCCUAUCAUUUCGAGUACCCAACGCAUUACCACUGCCGAGGACAUGAGGAACCAAACCGAACUGCUGUCCUACUCUAACUGGGAAAAGUAUUUGACUCCAGCACCAAUGUCCAUAGCUAUCCUGGGAGAGCUGGUAUUCCUAUCCUCCAAGACAGAUUUCUCUAUCAACAAGAAUUCCCCAGAAGGUGGUUUCAAAUACAUGCGAUACCCAGAAUCCUUCCGAGCUUGCCUCAUGCAAGUGUGUAACUCUGGUUGGUGGGCAUUUAAUGAAGCCCAUAAAAACAUGGAUCAAAUUCGUCUCCAUACUGCACGAAUUCCAGAUUACACGAAGAGGGCUGUGAAGAUUUUAUUCCAAGACAAUGACGAGGUCCUUAAUGCACAUCUUCCAGGUCAGCUGAAAAAUAUCCAAAUCAUAUCAGAAGAAUGUUUUAAACUGUCUGUUGAAACAGAAGACCAUUUCAAAACGGUCCUCUAUUCUAUCCAGGAGCUGUUGACGGCAUGUGUGGAUUCGAAGAAAGUUUAUGGCAAUGAGAGGGAGGAGACCAGGAGGAAACUAGAAGCUGCCAAAAGUAGUGAGAAUUCAGCACAAGAAACCAAGAGAAGACUUGAGCAGGCAAUGAGAGACAUUGACAAAGAUAUCGAGCGAGCUAGAGGGAACUUCCAGAAAGCGGAGCAUUCUCUUCCAACUGGGUGGAAUUUGAUUGGGAUGGAGAUCGCCGGAGGAAUAUUCCAGAGUUUCAACACAUUGUUAAAUGGACUGACAUCAUUUGUAGCCAACCCAGUGACACACAUGUGUGCCGUACCAACACAGGUUGCUGAAACGGUCCAAAACAUUAGAAGUCAGGGUCGCAGUAAUACGAUUGAUGACAUCAUAUCAUUGAGUAAAUCUGCUGAGAUUCUUGCAUUUGUUAAUGCUAUAGAAGAAAACAUGUUUGUGAAUGGCCAAAAUGAGAUUGACUGGAAGAAUCUUUAUGAUCAGGAGAAGGAGUAUACAAAAACUGAUUUCAUACAACAGCAGUUCGAAAGAAUUCUUGGAGAUUUAGAGGGAGUCUCAGAAUGCCAGGGAAAAUCCCAACUUCAUGUGGUAUGCCAAAAGGGCAUUAACAUAUGCAGGCAGUUGGCAUGUUAUGCACCGGAAGGUGUAUGUGACGAAAACAAAUGCUUGAAGAUAAUAAAGGAGUUCUCAGAAUUAAAAAAAUCUGCUCGUAUUUUUGACAGCAAAAGCAAAGCUUCAACACAAUCCCCAGCCGUUUCUCCACAACCUCCAAUGAUGUUUCAAAAAGCAAACAAUAAGGAGUGUGUGAAUCCUGCACAACGGGCAUCAGAAAAUGCACGGUUCCUCAUGGAGCAGAACCGAGCUCAGCUAAGCAUGUCGAUGGAACACCGUGAAAAGUUAAUGGAGGCACACAAGCAAAACGAGAAAGAUCUAACCGAACUCAUCAACACCAUGAGAAACUGUGACCUUAAAGAGAUUGACUUCAAAACCACCAUAGACAUGCUGGUCAAAGGUAUGGAGGCCAUGGGGGAAUUGCAGCAGAGGUGGCAGAUGAUGGUUCAGUUCUUUCAGAUGAUUUCCAACAUUGUAAAAACGAACCUCAGUCCGUGUCUCAAAGAUUUUGUCUCAACAUCUGCGGACACCAAAUGCCUAUCCUACAAUAACAAGCUCUUAUCGAAAGACUUGAUCUACGAGCAAGCCUUCCAAGCCUCUAACAUCGCCAAUCUGGUUCAUAUGAUCUCAGGAACAUACACAGAGGUGUCCGACAGGUAUCUGAUGGAGAGCAUCGGUUCACUGAGCGCUCUUAUGACCAUGGACAGAAGCAGACCAGAAUUUCAGGCGGCGCGUCAUAGAUUUCACGAUUCCUGUGAGGCGGCAGAGAAAAACAUCUUAAAGUUUGUUCUGAAGAAAAAAGAGGAGUUUGAAAAUAAGAGUGUUGCAAGACAACAACGGAUUGAGCAGGAGUUGCUGUCCGUUCUGCCCCCUGCUCCUCCAGAGCAAAUGGAGAGAAUUCAUGAGGCUGUUCAAGCUGGAUUCAUUGAGGAUGAAGCAGCAUCUUACUACUGAUGGGGUAUAUGGGAGAAAAAGUUAACAGAUAUGACUAUAUGAUCAAAAGAUUACAAAGCUGGAAGAAUUAAAUAAGUAACUCAGACGUAAGAAUUUUGCUUAGUUUCACAGCUUUAUUAUGGAAGAAUUUGUUUUAAAACGGAGGGCAAUAGCAUAAAGGGUAGAUAUGGGUUGAUUCAGAUAUAAACAUUAACUUUUGCUUAUAAGAAAGAUUUUGUCAGUUACAUAUCAGAAGACAAUGUUCAAGUAAAACACUUGUAAAGAGGAUGUUUGUGAGACAGGAAAUGGGUGUGUGAGUACAAGAAUGUAAAGGAAAGUAACAGUGGAAAAUUACUGAACAUAGACAGCGAGACAAAGUAAUAAGAGACAAAUUUGUGCUUUUUAAUAUGUACAAUUAAACGUAAAUGCAAUUAUACGCGAUAAAUAAUAAAGAGACCAUUCUAGAUUUUCAUUAAAUUACGUUUCUAGAUGUAUUAUGGCGAUUCCAGUCCAGUGUCAAACACAGUGUCAAACCUCAGGAGUGACAAAGUCAUCCAACAGCAAUGUGAAAGACUGACAGCAUGACAAGACAAAUGAAAAUUGAUCAAAAUAAAAGCACAAAUAAAAUAAUUCACAUGCUUUUUACAUUUCCUAAAUACACGUACAUAACUGUUGUAUUGCUUAAAAGUGAAUAUGAACUUCUUUGUAUUUGAGGUCUGAAAUUAGAAACGUUUCUGUUAUUUUGACCUCUUUCUCCAGUUUUUAUUUUCUGUAAAAACAAUAUUUUUAAAUAGAAACAAUCUUAUUUUUAAAUUUGGAGAAAAGUAUUGUUGGUAGUUAUACAUAGAAUAAAAAUAUAUAUAAUUUUACCCAAACACAUACAUAUAAAUAGUAAAUUCAGAAAAACUCAAAAUAAUUUUGAAAUGGUCUCUUAAUGUUUUCCUUGGCUUUAUGUGUACAAUAUUACAAUAGAGUUCUAUAUUUUAUAUGCAUUUUAAGUGCUUUGGGUGAAUGCUGUAGUGUUUGAAGUUCCAAAAAUUAGGUCUUCAUACUUUUAUUUGAACACAUUAACAGGAUAUUAGCAAGUUAUAAAUAUAAUAUGAAAAAGUUAACAGAUAUAACUAGAUUAUUAAAAGAUUACAAUGUUGGAAGGAUUAAAUAAGUAACUCAGACGUAAGAAUUUUGCUUAGUUUCACAGCUUUAUUAUGGAAGAAUUUGUUUUAAAACGGAGGGCAAUAGCAUAAAGGGUAGAUAUGGGUUGAUUCAGAUAUAAACAUUAACUUUUGCUUAAAAGAAAGAUUUUGUCAAUUACAUAUCAGAAGACAAUGUUCAAGUAAACCAAGUGUAAAGAGGAUGUUUGUGAGACAGGAAAUGGGUGUGUGUGAGUACAAGAAUGUAAAGGAAAGUAACAGUGGAAAAUUACUGAACAUAGACAGCGAGACAAAGUAAUAAGAGACAAAUUUGUGCUUUUUAAUAUGUACAAUUAAACGUAAAGGCAAUUAUACGCGAUAAAUAAUAAAGAGACCAUUCUAGAUUUCAUUAAAUUACGUUUCUAGAUGUAUUAUGGCCAUUCCAGUCCAGUGUCAAACACAGUGUCAAACCUCAGGAGUGACAAAGUCAUCCAACAGCAAUGUGAAAGACUGACAGCAUGACAAGACAAAUGAAAAUUGAUCAAAAUAAAAGCACUCAUAAAAUAAUUCACAUGCUUUUUACAUUUCCUAAAUACAUGUACAUAACUGUUGUAUUGCUUAAAAGUGAAUAUGAACUUCUUUGUAUUUGAGGUCUGAAAUUAGAAACAUUUCUGUUAUUUUGACCUCUUUCUCCGGUUUUUAUUUUCUGUAAAAACAAUAUUUUUAAAUAGAAACAAUCUUAUUUUUAAUUUUGGAGAAAAGUAUUGUUGGUAGUUAUACAUAGAAUAAAAAUAUAUAUAAUUUUACCCAAACACAUACAUAUAAAUAGUAAAUUCAGAAAAACUCAAAAUAAUUUUGAAAUGGUCUCUUAAUGUUUUCCUUGGCUUUAUGUGUACAAUAUUACAAUAGAAUUUUAUAUUUUAUGCGCAUUUAUAGUGCUUGUAUUUUAAGUGUUUGAAGUUCCAAAAAUUAGGUCUUCAAACUAUAUUAGCAAGUUAUAAAUAUAAUAUGAAAUAAUAAAACCAAACCUUUUAAAUAAAUCUGAUCUCAUGAUGUUCCCAAAAUACUUUUUUAUUUUUAUUAUACUGUAUGCAUUUUAUUGCAUAUUUUCUAUUACAUUGUGGCAUAUCACACCAUAUAAGCAGCUAUACACAACCUGUGUUCUUGUUUUCUAUUGUUACACCACUAGCACAUGAAUUGGCACAAGUAUAGCAGAUGAAAUUAAGCUUAUCGCUCCCUGGUCUCCCUACCCAACGGUGCCCCCCGGUGGACUCCAUAGCUCCUGACAGUCCACACUCCUCAAAACCAUGUGGCCCAUGGCCGGGCGCCCAGUUCUGGUAGCAGCCCAUUUCUCUGUUGUUUAUCCAGAACCAGAAGUGAAAAUUGCACGUGUAACGAAGACCCAUCCAUACGUAAGAGGUGUUGGACUCGGUGGCCUUUCUUGCUGUCCGGUCCUGAGGCUCUUGGCUAUGAAUGGAGACCAGGUCCACAUGGUGUUUUCUGCAGUAACUCACAGCUUCCAUCCAUGUCAGGUUCUCCUUGACCAGAAUCAAGUUGUCUGUGUGACAGUUUGCCGAAAAAGUAUAUUCAAUUUAUGUUUCUAUUAACAACAAACAAUUCAGGAAGCAUGUGUUUGCUCUAAAAUAGCAUUUUUCAGGCUUGCACUGUAACAGUCUGAAAUGCAUUUAUUAUAAACUCUGGCUGUAUAACAUGUACGUUGUUCUAUAUCAAUCAAUAUGGUGUGCAAUGUUUUUUAAUAAACUGGCUUUUUAUUGCA
Messenger RNA from Triplophysa dalaica, 5064 nucleotides. RefSeq lists its product as uncharacterized. The transcript is spliced from 2 exons. Lineage: Eukaryota; Metazoa; Chordata; Actinopteri; Cypriniformes; Nemacheilidae. The record is from RefSeq and is a predicted model, not a curated record. The coding region runs from base 112 to 2178 and encodes 688 amino acids.